Messenger RNA from Rhopalosiphum maidis (corn leaf aphid), 1245 nucleotides. RefSeq names its product BRCA1-A complex subunit Abraxas 1-like. The record is from RefSeq and is a predicted model, not a curated record. The transcript has 6 exons. NCBI's taxonomy places the organism in Eukaryota, Metazoa, Arthropoda, Insecta, Hemiptera, Aphididae. The coding region runs from base 344 to 1168 and encodes 274 amino acids. Gene Ontology annotation, biological process: mitotic spindle assembly; protein K63-linked deubiquitination; attachment of spindle microtubules to kinetochore. Gene Ontology annotation, molecular function: microtubule binding; polyubiquitin modification-dependent protein binding. Gene Ontology annotation, cellular component: nucleus.
AAUACGUAGGUAAUGUUUAAUGUUCAUGGUAUUAUGGAUUACGACGUAUAGCAACGUUAUCUCCAUUCACAAUAAUAUUGUUUAAUUGUUUUAUAAUUUUUUAAUUAUUAUUAUCGUCACGCGAAGUGACAUAUAAAUAAAAUAAUAAUAAUAAUAAUAAUAUACACUCGUCUGACGUUCAGAUUUGCCGGCAAUCGGCAUUUCGCCAUUUUUAAAUUUCCGUUCGUGAAGACCGAACAGUGUUCGUCUUUGUAAUGUCCGAACGGUUCAUCUGGUAACGACCGAACAACUUCUGGUAGUUAAGUCUAGAACUGGAACGAGUUUGUCUGCGUUCACAUAAGUCAUGUCACGAGAAUACUACAAUCUGCGAUUCGUCGUAACCACGCCGACGCUGUCCAUCACCGAGUACAACUGCCUGAAAGAACCGUGCAACCAGAUUGGAUUCCUAAUUGGAGAUAAAAAAAUUAAAGUAUCAAAUGUUAUAACCGAUGAAUCAUUGAACAACACCAUCACAGAAGAAACAAUAUGUAUCCAUGCUUCAUAUCCGCUACCAGAUUUCUAUGAACAACUUUGUUCAAACCCAUUACAAAUAGAUUACAAAAAAUUGAAAUAUUUUUUACAAAAAUGUCCAGCAAAUUAUGAGUCUAUUGUUGGUUGGUACAGAUUUCGUAGAAAUGCUGUAUUAUCUCCUAGUAUUGCUGAUAUUCGUUUUCAUGCACAACUCAGUAAUAUUUUUGAUAAAAUUAGUGUAUCUACAAACAAAUUUCUCUUUUGUAUGUUCAACCAUAACUAUAUUGGUUCCAUGGAUCAUAAGUUCAAUCAUAUUUUUUACAGAUGUGACACUGGGAAGUGCUUAAACCCAGUUAAAGUUGAUAUUGUGAAUUUAAGUACAAAACCUUUCAUUGAAGAUGAUAAUCUUGGAUAUAAAACAAAUGUUAAUUUGAUUGAUAACUGCAAAGCAUAUACAGAUACUAUAAAUAAAGUAUUUGGAAAUGGGAAAGAACAGUGUUCAAAAGUGUCUGUAUACAACAUGAGAACUGCUUUAAUCGAGGAGAUGAAUAAAAUGGUCAAACGAAUAGUAGAGAAUGAACAAGAAGCUAUUAAACUAAGUGCAUCCAUAGAAGAGAAAAAAAAAGAGAUAGAAAAGAAAAAAUAUGCGAAAUCAUAAAUUCCAAAAAAUUAAUGGGUUUAUUAAAAAAAAAUGAAUGUAUUUGUAUUUUUUUAUUUCUAUAUACUUCAUUUGGU